Molecule: messenger RNA, 7184 nt
Organism: Rhagoletis zephyria (snowberry fruit fly)
Lineage: Eukaryota; Metazoa; Arthropoda; Insecta; Diptera; Tephritidae
Source: RefSeq, a predicted model, not a curated record
UGGCAAUCACCGAACGAGAGCAGUUCGAAGCAGCGGUUAAAGCAAUCAAUGUAACUGGAUAUCCCAACAAGGCAUUGGGGCAACAGCACUUGCUGCAAGCAAGCAGAAGUGCAGGCCGAGAGCGCAAAGUAGGAGCACAAGGCAAAGUAGCCAGUGAAGUGAACUGCUUAAAAAAUAAGCAAAAUAAAGUAGAACUCAGCUUGAAAAAAAAGAAAAAAAAAAACAAAACAAAUCUACCGUGAGGAAGGACAACAAAAGUGUUGUGCAUGCAGUGCUAACACAAACAAUAACAAAAACUAAAUAAAUAAGCAAAAUAAAAACACCGAAAUUUUCAUUCCAGAUACAGACAAAAUUUUUGCUUUCGCAAGGAAUAUUGCGAAAAUGAAAAUUCAUUCGCUAAUAUACGAAAAAGUAGUAAAAACAUACCUAGUUCAGUGAAAAUCUAUACAUAAAACUGUUGAAGUGGUGUAGUUGAAGCCGUUGAUUUCGAGUAUUCUUCCAGCCCAACACAUUUGGAAUGUUGAAUAUAAGUUUGUUUUUGUUCGCUUGCGAGAUGCGAUAAGACCAAAAAAUUUACACACAAAUAAUUACAAUCAUCAAAUAGUCAAAUCAUUGUCGCAGCAGUUGCUGUGACGGCAGCGACGGCAAAUCCAGCCACACAAUAAGCAGCAGAAAAGGCUACUACAACCCAAACGCAACCAACAACGACGGCAGCGACGAUAACAACCGACGCUUGAAAAUGUCAACACUUCCGUUUUUGUUGAGCGUCGCCGAUGAGCUCGAUAACCUCAACUCCCAAUCGUACAUGGACGACUUCGGGCUGGGCUUCCAUCCGCACCGCCAGUACUACCGUACGCCCACCAUCCAAUUGUCCUUGCCCGCCAGCACCGACUGGAUGGAGCAUGACCGCUCGCAGCGCUAUCGCUCGCAUAAAUUCGUCUUCGAAACACAAAACAAUCUAACGGCCACCGCGGAGGGCGAUGAGGCGGAAGGCACCGAUGAGGCUGGCAAUGGCGGCCGUGGCGGCGCGCUGGACGGCAGCGGUACGGACAAUGCGUAUGUAGAUCGCUACGGCAGCGGGGCAAGCACGUCCGCCGCCAGUCGUCAAAAAUACACUUCCCUACUCAACUCGAACAACGACGGCGAAGGCAAGGGAGUGCUCGGCGGCAGCGGCAGUGGCAGCGGCAGCAGCAGCACCAAGGGUGGCAAGCGCGAUGACGCCGAUGCCAUCGAUAACACAGUGCAGAUGUAUAACUUGUCGAAAAAAUGUUGCAAGAAUUACUAUCGACGCGGCGACGAACCGCAGUCGGGCGUACUGACGGCCAAGGAGAAAUCCGCAGAAGGCGGCUAUCGUUUGCAUGCCAAGUGCAUGGAGGGCGCCAACUCGUCGUCGGAUGAGAGCUUACAGAAGCCAACAUCCUCCAUUGAAUUUUUGACGUGCUUCCUGUUGAAGAAGUCGCGUGCGCCCAAAGGAGCGGGCAUCAGCGGUGGCAAGAAAUCGUCGUAGGACACGGUUUCGAAGCGUAGAAGCAAUUGUUUCUGAAUAUGUUGGAGAGGGGCGGGUGGCGAUGGCGAAGGCGAAGGCGAAGGCAAUGGUGACGGUAAUGGCGACGGCAACGACGUGGGGGAAAAUCGUGGCGUGCCAGGCCGGAGUAAUGGUAAUGGGGAUUGGAGAGCUUGUUGCGGUGAAAUUGAUUAUCAGAAGUGAUGGUGGCGAAGAUUAGGCGAAGACGAAGGCGAGUGCCGAUUGAAGACUGACGAUGGACGAUUUACGCAGUCACGCGGCUGUAAUGUUGCUACAAUGCAACUCAACUGAGCAACUGUGCAAUCGAGUGAGUGGCGAAGGUUGUAACGUUACACCUUGGCUCUUCGUGCACAGACAAACUGACGCGCUUUCACACUUUAUUUGGCAAUGAGUUUGCGAAGCUGUCAAGGGUAAAAUACAAGGUCUUCGAGGUGCAGACGGGCGUUGAGGGAUUACGGCAAAGGUUGGUUGGAGAAAUGAAAUGCGCCGCAAAAAGUGCAGUGAAAAGGGAUUCUCAUACAAAGCGAAAGUGAGAAGAAAAUGCAGCAGUUUUGAUGCAUUCGCAUAUAAAAUUUAGUACUUACGCAUAACAUUUACAUAUAAUCGCAUAUAGCAAUUUGAAAUUAGUUGUAAAUUGAAAAAAAUGUAGACUUAUUAGGGCCGUUUUCACCAUCUCUGGUUAACACUAAGCUCCAGUUAAACCUCGUUACCGACGUUCUCGACACAAUCUUAUAUGUAUGGAGUCAAUAACGUCGGUAACGAUGUUUAAUUGGAGAUUAGUCAUGCAACGCUAAGUAUGCAUAACUGGACUAUUAACCAGAGAUGGUGUAAACGGCCCUAAGUGUAGUAGUGCGUGGUUAAGUGAACGAUUAAGGAAAAUAUUCAAGCGGUGCCUAAUUGUUAGUUUCGUAGCUAAAAAAAUACCUAAGGCCAUAAGCAACUGAACAGCUAAAGGCCGAGUUGGGUUUUUUUUUGAAACUUAGUAAGCUUUAGCAAGUAAAUGUUUAUAGAAUGUUUGUAAUGUAUGUACGUGUAGCGGUAAUUUUUAAAAAUUUGCGCAGUUAUUUAUAAGCAAUAUUCGCAUAUACAUACAUGCAUAUACAUAUAUAUUGUUGGAGAGGCGGUGUUUUGGUGAUGAAAAACAUUGUAUAGUGUUUUUUAUUAAAAUUUUAAAAGUUCGACAUCUAACUAUGCGACAUUUUUUUAUUUUUUUUAUGCAGCAAAAAUUCAUGUAAUUUGUGUAAAUUCGACUUUGUGGAAAAAUAACGGCCUUGAAAGACCGGUAAAAAAUUGCAAAAUCAUUUUUUGCUCGUUGUACCCCCAACUUUGUCUACUAGGAUCGAAACAAAGUUAAAUGUUGUACAGUUCGGUAACUACUUUUACAUUCCCAAACGCCAAGGCUUCAAAUUGCUAUCUGUUUACAGCAGUACGGACUAAUCUCUUAAUAAAUUUUAGAGUCUUAGGUCUAUACGUCAUUAGUGAGCGCUAGAUCGUCAUUAACUUCUCGAAGCGCUGGCCAAGUAAAGCGAAUGCAGAACAUCAUUAAAUGGUAAUAUCCAGAAAUUAUCAACAGGAAAUGUAUUGCUUAUCGUCACUUCAAGCAAAAAAAAAAUAAUAAUAAAUAAGGGCUUGACUUAUAGCCUCGAUAUUUCCGCGUUAUUUGCCCAUCGCUUAUUGUGCCCCUUUAUUUCUGUCAUUCUGCGAAGGGGGCGUAAUCUUGCAAACCAUCGUACGCUUGACCUAACAGAGCAGCCCGCUCCGGUAAAUAAAAUACGGUCACAAUAAGUGCUUCCGAAACUGUGGGACAUUCGGCUUAUAUCGCAAUAGCACUUCGUCUGUAGACUGAUUUGUUGCCCCGACUAUACGAACCCAAGUGCAAUACAUCUGUCCACACAUCGGGGACAUAAAAUAUUACGUAGCUCAGAGUGCUCGGCAAUCUUUACCUAUGUUUUUUUUUUGGUUCUCUGGUAUUUAACAUAAUUCUCGUAGAUGUCUUGAAUGUGUUUGGGAUGGGAUCACAAAAUGUUUAGCAAAUUAAUAAAAUCUGUAUUUAAAUAGAAGCUUCGGGGUUCUCCAGAUAUUGUUUUCUCUGAUAUCGGUUUGACCAAAUGUGAAGCUUCAAUUUUCACGGGAAAACAAAUUGCUUCGAUGCCAGGCCUACAGAUAAUUGCAAAGCUUUGAUUCAGUUCAAUAAAAUUGCAAUCUAAGACCUUUUCCGCAGAGACAAGCACUAAUACAAAGCCGUCUAAAAGCAGAUAGAUCAUUUGGAUUCGAUAGAAACACCAAUUGCUGAAGCUUCCAUCGCUUGGGGAAAACGCUUUUCUUUAUAAAGUUGUCUUCACACCUUACGAUGACGGGAACCGUUUUCGAACGAUUUUAAAGCUGGCUUCAAAUUGUGAGGCUUACAUAUAUACCCAACCGGAAAAAUGAGGAACGCUGGCAGACCUUCCUUUUGCAAGGUGUAUUAGAAGAUCUUCCAAUAGCGCUGCCAUUCGAAUUCGGGCGAGAAUUUGUAUUUGAUAAGCAAAGAAAGUCAAAUAAAAGUGAAAAUGGCAGUAAACGUUUCUAUGAGGGUCUGGUGGAAAAUAUAAACUGUGUCUUAUUUAUUUCAAGUGAACGUGCCUUUUCUGGGGGAAGCUGAAUCAGAUGCUCUGGCUAUUUGAUACAAAAGUAAAUGGAAUCAAGAAACGCGAAUAGAAGACCUCUCGCUUCAAAAGAUUGAAAAUAACUCUGCCAAGAAGGCUUAAUUUGUCCAAUUUUGCCCACUGGGUAGUUAUGGUAGUUAUGCUUACAUAAAUAUACUAGUUAACCCCUUGAGUUUAUGCAAGAGAGCGUGGCGUUUAUAGUAAACUGAAAAAUAGCGAUAGAUGUAGUAAAUUCAGAGAACCAUCGUCUUGGACCCAUUACGAACAGACAGCUAAACGCAGUGUCCUGUUGUAAGCUAAAAAGGGAUACGAGUUUGCAAGAAAUCGUAGCACUUCGUCAAUUUAAAAAUUAAAGCGCAUUUCCACUGAAAAUCUUUCCUACUGUUUUAUAUUUUUAUUUGUUUGUGUCAUAAAAUAUAGCACUUCUGCAAAAAAUGGUGUCGACAGAUGGCGCUGUCGUCGAGAUAUUUAGAUACUCCUCUACAAAUUUACUUUUUAGAUGACUUAAUGAAGCCCCACCAUUUAAGGAUGCAUACAAAGAAGGUCAAAAUUGUUUUAGCACCUGGAAUAUUCUAGGCACAUUAACAGGUCAUCGGUAUAUUAAGAGUAAAUGUGGCGAAUUAGAAAGAACACGGUAGAAAUAUCAAUGACCCCAUUUAAACGGGAAAACUCUUUCAUCCUAUGUCUCCGAAAACCUUGCCGUAUUUGCAGAUAUCUCACAGAAAAUAAGAGUCCAUAGCAUCGCAGGAGAAGGGGAAUAACAGCGCUGUUAUUCUUGGCCUAUCAGUAAGGAAGGUCCUGCUUUUCAGUCCAUUCAACCUAAACGAAUAAUUUUUACAUUACACACCGUUUUUGCGCUUCAACACUAUUUUGUAUUGGUCAAUGUAAAAGUUCUUAUCAGGCGUCGCGAAGCAAGCCAGGCAUUUGCUAGUUUAGUAAUAAAACUGAAAUGAAAACAUCAUUUAUGAGCAAAAUUUCCCAACGGUCAAACCAAAAAUCGUAGAAGUUCAAAUUAUAUACCGGCCCAUAUUUAAGGAUUAACCAACAAUUAUAUGCCGUCACAAAGUUUUCGCUUCCCUCAACUUAAUUCGGUCUUUAAAGGGUUAAACGAAAAAAUUAUGUCGUGCCCACAAUUCGUGUCCUGGCGUCUUUUAGGUGGCGGGAUUGUAUCUAGGACUCCGAUCUGGUGUUCGGCGAAGAUCAUUGAAUUGAAGUACAUAUUUUGUUGCAUGUUUUAUUUUUUUAACUGAUUGAAUAAAAUUAAGGGAAACACGCUAUUUUUCCAGCACCAAUACACCUCUUCAAAUAACCCAACUAAUUAUGAUACAAGAAAUUUGUAACCAUUUCCCAGAUGCAUGCAAAUUUUGCAUGCCAGUUUUUUUUUUUAAAAAUAAUAAUUGCAAAAAGAAAACAAAAAAAAAAAUAAAUUUUGUACCUUCUUUUAUACCAAGAACCAGAUAUACAUGCAUACAUACAUAUGUGUUUUUAUACCAGUAAUUAAAGGAAUUUAGAGCAAAUUAUUGCAUACAUUAAAGCCUAAAAAAUAUAUGCAAAGUGCAACAGCAUUAAGAAAAUAAGGAAAUAAAUUGAAUAAUUUUAAGAGAAUAAAAUGAAAAGAAAAUAGAACAGAAAACGCGCUGAAGUCAUUGAAAUACAUACAAAUACUAGGCUGGACCACCUUAAAAAACAAAAAAAAAAUGCCGUACAUCCCUCUCGAAUGAUUAUUAAAAAAAAAUUAUUCGUUGUCGAAUAUAGGCGUCACCAGAAGAAAAGCAAAAAAACAUUUUACCGAAAUUAAAUUGAAAAAAUAGUUUAGGUUCGAAGGUGUACUGCGAAUAUUUUUUUCUGGUGCGGUCUAAUACACACACACACAUACAGAUAUACAUAUUCACGAGUAUAAUAAUGAGCUUCAAAGAAAAUAAAAAUAUCACUAGCAAAUAAAAAUGAAUACUGAAAAUUUUAAAAAAUGAAGAUCCUGAAAGGGCAUUGCAUUUCAUUGGCGAGGAAGAAGUGUGUUUGCAGGCAGGCUGCUAGAAGACCUUGCUCCAUUUAAUGCACCUUCAUAUGUACAUCCAUGCAAGGGUCUUUACUAAAAGCAACAACAAGCAAGCAGCUAGUUGUAGCGGUAAUCGAAUGACAACCCUUCCUUACCUUUUCUGAAUUGAGAAAAUGAAAACAGCUUAGCAUUGUUGUCGACGUUGUUGUUUUUGCAAUACAAACAGUUAUUUACAGUUGUGCAAAAACAAUUACAAAUACAUAUAGAAAUGUGACGAAAGUCAGCAAUGCAGUGGAGCAGUGAAUCACCUGGAAAGUCUGUCAGUCAGAAAGUCAUUUAAGCGCGAAAGUUUGACGUCGAUGUUGACGUUGGUGAUUUAAUGGCAGUAAAAUUACGAUUUGACGAAAUCAAUUUCGUUCAUUCAAGCGAAAUCUUACAGCUCGAUAGGUAUGCGAUGUACACACAUACUUAUGUAUGCUAACUCAAAUGUACAUAUGUACAUAAGUACAUAGUUGGUUAGUGAAAAGCGGUGAAGCGCUGCAACUCAGCGAACGAGUCAAACGAAAUGCAAUCAAGCACUCACUCUUUGGUGGCAUGGCAUCGAUGUCACUAACUCGAAAACAUACAUACAUACAUACACAAAAGUUGGUAAAUGGUACAAGUAUGCACACCUACAAACCCACAUAUGUAUGUAUGUAUGCACAUGAAAUGUAGCAUUGAAUAAUACAUAAAUAAAUAAACCAAAUAGGUAAAAUUAAAUAAAUACGUACAGUAAAUCAAAGUGAAAUUACAGACCAACAAAAUCGGAACACAAGUAAAGUAAAGUAAAAUAAAAAAGGAGCAACGUAUCUCAAAGCAAACGCAACAAAUAAAACCGCAAACACCUACACACAUACACAUCCACACAUAAAUUUUUGGAUGGCCACAUAAUCAGACAAAAAUGGCUUUCAUGAUGCAAACAAGCCAGAAUGAACGCAAAACAAAAGCGCUUAAGGCCGGCUUAUCACGGCUCUCAAAA